AUGGCGUUAAUAGCCUUGAGCAUCUUCCUGUGUGUAGUUUUCCUAGAUACAGGAUGGGGAAGCAAGCCUUCAGCCGAUCACAGUCUCUGCAAACUAGAAAAGAGAAGUGCUGAUUGCAAUCGGAGGCGGCUGGACUCUGUCCCAGCAGACUUGCCUGCUGGGACAGAGGAACUUCUUUUGGAUGCCAACAGUAUACAGACUGUAAGGAAUGCUUCUUUGGGGCAGUAUCUGUUCCUGCAGAGCCUCAGACUAUGCGAGAAUAGGUUGGAGCUCAUUGAACCUGGGGCCUUCCUUGCCAGCAGGACUCUUAGUUUUCUCUUCCUGGCCAACAAUGCUCUCUUCAUGAACUAUUCCAUGACAGCAGCUGCUCUGUGGUCUUUGCCUGCCCUGAGAAAGCUGGACCUAUCAGGAAACCAACUCACUGAGGAGAUGAUGGCCACACUGAUCCAGCAGUUGUCUUCCUUAGAAUCCUUGUUUUUGGCCAGGAAUGCUAUUAUGAGGCUGGAUGACUCUCACUUCAAAAACUUGCCCCACCUGCAGAACCUGGAUUUGCAGCAGAACUACAUCUUUGAGAUUGAGAUUGGUGCCUUCGAAGGUUUACAAGGGCUGCAGUAUCUUAAUCUGGCCUACAACUACAUGCCUUGCAUUGUGGAUUUUGACCUGGCCCAACUGCGGGUGCUCAAUGUCAGCAACAACCACAUCGAAUGGUUCCUGGCUGCAGAGAAUGAUGCCACUUUUGAACUAGAAACACUAGACCUUUCCCACAACCAGCUCCUGUUCUUCCCACUGUUGCCCCGGCUAAAUAAACUGCAAAGUCUGCUGCUUACACACAAUCGGAUGAGCUUUUAUGGCAAACUUUUCAAUGAUUCAGAGAGUACACUGCAACUGCAGUCACUGUAUGGCAAUUCCACCAAUGUCACCACGAUCAACCUUUGGGAAGAAAUCAGCCAUGGUGUCCUCUCUUUCCUGAGUUUUCUGGACAUGAGCUGGAAUCGGCUCCAGUACCUGCCUGAAAGAUUUUUUGAAGGGAUGGUUUCCCUCACUCACCUGAAACUCAGUCACAACUGCUUAGAAACAUUGCACAUCCACGAGGGGGAAUUGCUAAACUCCCUCGUCCAUUUGGAUCUCAGCUACAAUCAGCUCUUGGAUCUACAGAUGAGCUUCAGUCCUGGAGUGACUUUACCUAACCUCAGAUGGUUUAAUCUAAACAACAACAGACUGCGUGGCUUGCCAGCUGAAAUUUUUACCCAUGCAACAAAGAUCACUACAGUUGACCUCAGUCACAACCCAGUAGAGAUUUGUGGAAGCGCUGCGAGUGCUGCAAGUCCCAUGUGCGUAGAUAUCAGAAAUGCUGGCUCCUUGAGGAAUCUCUACUUGGCUGGUUGUAGCCUCAAAGUGUUGGGCAGCCAUGUCUUCAGGGGUGCUUCCUUAGUACAGUUAGAUCUUUCUGACAAUCCAAGUGCACUACUUGCUGGCCUGGUACCUCUGCAAGAUGUGGCGCCUUCCCUGCAGGUGCUCUCUCUCAGGAACACCGGCCUGUCUGCUGCAAGCAUAAAUGUGGACUUUUCUGCUUUUCAGAAGCUCAGAAACCUGGACCUGUCUGAAAACUCUCUGGCCAGCUUCCCUGGGUCUUUAAUAGGCUUGAGACUGAGCAAGCUUGAUCUCAGGAGAAAUGGCCUCCACUCUCUACCUCAACGUGUCAUGCAAAAUCAGCUUGGGAAGAGUUUGCGUGUGAUCUACCUCAGCCAGAAUCCCUAUGACUGCUGCAGUCUGGGGUGGUGGGAUGCCCUUCGCAGUCCCCACACUGUACACAUUGCGGACAUGAGUCAAGUCACCUGCAACUACUCCUCCAGGUUAAUCAGUGCAGCAAAUCUACCAGAAACAGUCCUCCAGAGUUGCAGGUGGCUCACAGCAGAUAUGGUGUUGCUUUAUCUGGUGCUGGCUCUUCCCCCUUGCUUAGCUCUGCUGGUUGCCUUUGCCAUCAUUUUUUUGACUUUCAGACAACGGAUUCUGCAAAUGGUGAAGCGCAGGUAUAGAACGUCCAGCCCGUAUUGA
Euleptes europaea (tarantolino) is the source of this 2055-nucleotide messenger RNA. RefSeq names its product negative regulator of reactive oxygen species (gene NRROS). The transcript is spliced from 2 exons. The record is from RefSeq and is a predicted model, not a curated record. Gene Ontology annotation, cellular component: extracellular matrix. Gene Ontology annotation, molecular function: protein binding. Bases 1 to 2055 code for a protein of 684 amino acids. NCBI's taxonomy places the organism in Eukaryota, Metazoa, Chordata, Lepidosauria, Squamata, Sphaerodactylidae.